Molecule: messenger RNA, 7992 nt
Organism: Ictalurus punctatus (channel catfish)
Lineage: Eukaryota; Metazoa; Chordata; Actinopteri; Siluriformes; Ictaluridae
Gene: tbc1d12a
Product: TBC1 domain family, member 12a
Exons: 13
Coding region: 349-3984 (1211 amino acids)
Source: RefSeq, a predicted model, not a curated record
UUUGUAGGGAGUAAGGAUGCCGUUUUAAACCCAGCCGCCGGCGUCGUUCCAUUCAAAAUGGCGUCUGUGGUUGCGCGUGCGGUGGACCGAAGCUCACCUCGGCUUCGAUGUAGCGCCGGCUAGUACCGACUAUCAGCGAUGGUUUCGGGUCACACCGAAUAUUUCCGUUUUCGCGAUAUGGACCAGAUAAUUAGUGAACGGUUUCAUUGAAAGGUUUCCGUAUGUGUGUGUAUAUGGAUAUAAAAUGAUAUCCCGGUGUGGAAAUAGAGAAAUAAACCGGUUUAAUCCUCGCAGUCGGAGAGAGGCGAAGCUAAUGUUUUAUAUUUGCACUUCCGGGUUCGGACCGUGAUGGAGAUGGACCGAGAGGACGGUACCGAGUUCGUCCUGUCUUUCGCCGUGGAUGUCAAUGAAAACCGAGCUGAAGGAUGUAAAACACACACACACCAACCUUUGGACCAGACUGGGUGUGUUCACAGGAACAGUGUGUUUAUUGCAGGUCCAAAAUAUACUGUGAACUCUGGAGAAAACCGGGUCACUUCUGAGGAGAUAAAUGGGUUUCCAGAACCUGAUGGUGUGAUUGAACUGAAUCUGGAACCAAAGGAUGGAGACUUGAAACCAGACACAUCUGGACACAUCGGGACCCCAGAUGGAGAAACGGGAUGUUUUGGAGAAAUCAAUCCCGACUUGAAUCCAAACAGAACUCUUGAUUGUUCCGGUGCUCACCUGACGGCGUCGGGACUCAUAAACUCAGUAAAUGGAGAAGUGGAUUUUUGUGGAUUCCAUGCCAGCCCAGUCGUAAGUGAAGGAACAGCAGGUGUUGGGGGAAACAUUGGCAGUCUGAUCACAUCUGGAGAAACAUCAGAUACUAGAGGAACCCGCUCCAGCUGGUUUAUAUCUGGUGAAACAGUGAGCGGUCAUGGAAGCGACGGUCGUCCGACUGCAUCUGGACACGUAAACACAUCAGAUGUUUGGGAAUUCCAUGCCAGUACACUUGUGAUUGGAGAAUCCAGUGGCAAUCAGACCACAUCUGAAGAAACAUCAGGUGCUAGAGGAACCAACAUAAGCUGGGCUGUAACUGGAGAAGCAGCUAGCGUUGCUGAAACUAACGGCAAUCCGACUGCGUCUAGAACCACGUACACGUCGGAUGGAGGAGAUGAAGAUAUUUGGGAAUUUCAUGGUAAUCAGGCAACAUCUGGAGAAAUAAUGGCAACCCGAUGGACCCGUGUCAGCCCAGAUGCUUUAGUAGAAACAUCAGGCACCAGGGGAUCCAAUGCUGUAGCUCGAACAACAGUAAGUAUUAGAGGAACCGAUGCUAUUCCUACCACAUCUGGACCUUGUGCCAACAUGAGUACAUGUGAAGAAACGAUCAACAACUCGAGAACCUGUAUUCGCCUGAUUGUAGCUGGAGAAAUGAUGGAUAUUGGAGGAACCACUGGCGAUUUGACAGCGUCUGGGGAAAGAGAUGGUACCAGGUGUACCCAGGUCAGCUCGGUUGUUGAAGAAGAAACCUCACAGACUCGGGAAACCAACGCUAGCCCAAGGGUAGCUAAUGAAAUGGUGGAUAUUGGAGGAACCAGUGCUAGUUUGUCCACAUGUAGAGAAACAGCAGGUACAAGGAGAACCAGUGCCGGCCCAAUUGUUACAGCAGAAGACAUGUUAGGAACCUGUGAAAACAACACCAGUUUGAGUGUAGCUGGAGAAACCGUGAGUAUUGGAGGAAAUCAUGCCAAUCUAACCACAUCUGGAGAAACAGCAGAUACCAAGAGAACCCAUCCUGGCCCAUUUGUAGCUGGAAUUGUUGGCAGCCUGAUCCCAUUAGAUGUCACAACAGCAGCUACUGUAACUGGAGAACCCGUGAGCAUGAGGGAAACUGGUGUGAGCCAAGUAGCAGCUGGACCCAUCGACACAGUGCCACUUGUGGAUGGAGUGUUACCUCAGGAUCAGGUUUCUGGGAAUUCCCAGCUGGGAAAUGAUGCGACGAAAACCAAGUUUGCCAUCUGGGAAAAUCCAUACUGUCAAGCAAGUCCAAGGGUGUGUGUCGGGAAGCGUCCGAGUGCCUGCUGUACGGAAUUGGAGAUGAAAAUACCCAACGGAGACGUGAACUCUGGAGAAUUACAGAUGGACAAAAUUGAGUGUGAAGGAACGUUUACAAACGAAGCUCUCGACAAAGGUGUCAGGGUGGGAAAUUGCGGAUAUUUAGUUAUAAACCGGAGAACCAUGUCGGGAACCUCCUCCAUCCCCAUUUAUUCCCUCAGGGAACCUUGGAACGCCGCAGAGCGGAAACAGGAAGUGAGGAGAAUCUCAGAUCUUGGACCAGAAACCAACCCAAAGCUUUCUAUAGCUAACGUUAAUGAAGACGCGAGCAACCAUGAGAUCGAAACUCGACCAGAGUACGAUGUGGACUUUCGCGACGGUGUCGCUGUGACGAGACCGCGGACUCUGAGGACUAAUCCCGGGCAGGCGGUGUCACUCAGCUGUGACUCCACCCCCCUGAACGACGAUAACGCCGGUUAUUUCGUAGACGAUGGAGACAUGGACGUUAUUAUGAACAGCUUGGAGGUCGGCCGUCGACAGAGUGCUCCUGAUAAACUUCAGGAGGGCGUCGAUCCUGAACCAUCAGCCGAGCGGACGGCGAACAAGAGGCACAGUUUCGCCGAUUUCCUAACGAGAAGUCUGUUCUCCUGGAAGCCCAGAGAGACGAAGGCCACGGCACCUGCUUCAGGAUGGAGAUUAUUCGGGAAAAUUUCUCCCAAGGAAAACGACACAAAAGACUCCAGAAUCCCACAGCAGCCUGAGCGAGCAAGACGUAAGAAUCUGGAGUUUGAGCCUCUGUCCACCUCGGGUCUCAUUCUGGAGGACAGACCCGCGAACCUGCCCGCGAAAUCCGAGGAAGAAGCUCAGAGACACAGACAGCAGUACAGCGAGAUGAUGGCAGGAGCGAAGAGGAGGGAGCUGAAGGAGGCUCAGCGUAAGAAGAAGCAGAUGAAGGAGAGACACCGGCAGGAGGAGAGCAUCGCUCGUGCUCUGGUCGUCUGGAACACAGAGAUCCUGCCCAACUGGGAGAACAUGAGGAACACGCGGCGUGUGCGGGAGCUGUGGUGGCAGGGUCUCCCACCGAGCAUCCGCGGAAAAAUCUGGAGCCUCGCCAUCGGAAACGAGCUCAACAUCACGCCCGAACUGUACGAAAUCUUCCUGUCUCGCGCUAAAGAGAAGUGGCGCAGUUUCGACGAGACGGGAUCGCUCAGUGAGAGCGAAGACUGUGGGGUCGAUAAGGAGUCGAGUCUGGACCUGAUUAAGCUGGACAUUUUCAGGACUUUCCCUUCGCUCUAUAUAUUCCAGAAGGGUGGACCGUAUCAUGAUGUUUUGCACAAUGUCCUGGGGGCUUACACGUGCUACAGACCUGAUGUAGGAUAUGUGCAGGGAAUGUCCUUCAUAGCUGCUGUUCUUAUUCUGAACCAUGAGGAAGCUGACGCCUUUAUUGCCUUUGCUAACCUCCUCAACAAACCAUGUCAAAUAGCCUUCUUCAGGGUGGACCACGACCUGAUGCUGAAGUAUUUUGCUGCGUUUGAGGUUUUCUUCGAGGAGAAUCUACCUAAAUUAUUCCAGCACUUUCAGAGCAACAGUCUGACUCCAGACUUUUACCUCAUAGACUGGAUCUUCACGCUGUACAGUAAGCCGUUGCCGCUGGACGUGGCGUGUCGCGUGUGGGAUUUGUUUUGCCGUGACGGCGAGGAAGCUCUGUUCCGCACGGCGUUGGGAAUCCUGCGCCUUUAUCAGGACGUCCUGCUGCAGAUGGACUUCAUCCACAGCGCCCAGUUCCUGUCUCGCCUCCCGCAGAACACCCCGGCACACACACUCUUCACCUGCAUCGCGAACACACACAUGCUCAGCAACAAUCGCCGCUGGAAUCAGGUGUUUUCAGCUCUGAUGAAAGACGGCCCUAAAGAGGCUGAUAAAACAGGAAGUCCUGCCUUAAGGAGUUAACGGCCCACGUCCUGUGAAGCGUGAGAUAUUCGGAAUGUUGAAAGGGAUCGUCAAGUACAGUGUUAACGUGUCGGACUGCAGCGACUCGUGGAAGAUUUCGGGAAGAAAGAUUUCUGCAGCGGAUUCGGCUCACGCAGAGAAGACGUGUGGUGUGUGUGUGUGUGUGUGUGUGUGUGUGUGUGUGUGUGUGUGUGUGUGUGUGUGUGUGUGAAGUUAUCAUGCCAUGUGCCAAAUGUUUGUGACUGUAAAGCAAAUACACACACACAAGCCUAAUACACACUAACACAAGUGUACGGCCGUGCGAUUACGAUGAACAGUCCCUGAGUCGUCGAGGGCGGAGCUUACUGUAAUCGUAAAUUCAGUCAAACUAUUACUAAUCUGAUUGUAUGAUCUCAACUCUACAUGCUGUUUUUUUUAUUUAUUUAUUUUAUUUUAAAGACUAAAUACUUGUAAAUAGACAGUAUAGUAGCUCAGCGAAUUUACCCGCGCUAGCUAGUUUCCUACACGCAAUACCCAGUGAGCCUGGCUGACGUUAAGAAUACCUCAGUGGCUAGCAGUAGCUAUCCGAGUAAGUUUGGGUGCAAGCUAGCUAACGUUAAGUAGCUGCUGUUGUGAUGUGAUGUGAUGUGAUGUGAUGUCAUCAAGUUAACUUAAGCUCCGCCCUCCUUGACGCAGGAACUCUUGUUAAAUGGCAAGAACAUCACGUUACGCUAGACACGCACUGAAGACAAGCGACAAAAACGACACUUUACUCCGACACGAGGUUUCCGGAUUCUAACACGUGAACGAAGGUGCGCGGUUUCGCCAAAAAACAAACGGCCCAUUUUAAAACCUUUUUUAUUUAUAUAUAUAUAUAUAUAUAUAUAAAGAACACCAAGCGACUGGGUUUAAAAACAAAAUACGUAAAAUAAAUAAAUAAAUAAAUAAAUUUCACAGCCGUGAGCAAUGACCAAGCAUACGUACGUAAACAUGUUUAUCGUUAACGUUGGUUUUGUUUUUUUGUUUUAUUUUUCACUACCGCGAUUUAUUUAUUUAUUUAUUUUUUUGGUCCAACUUUCCUGAAGUGAAUUUCAUCCAGUUUUUAAAAAUGAGACUCUUUAAUUAACGGAAGAAAAAUGAGACGAUGGAUCGAGGAGUAACCGAAUUACAGCUAACAGCUACGAAUCAGCUACUUGUUUCCAAACACUACACACACACACACACACACACACACACACACACACACACUCACACUCGAGCGCUUGCUCUAAAUGCAGUAGUGCUGAUCGUGGCCUUUAAACUCGGAGCUGAUCUGUGAGGCCGAUACACACAAGUGCAAUUCCUACACACACACACACACACACACACACACACAGACACACAGCCAGCAGCCUAAGAGCUGAUACACACUAGUGCCAAACCUUAUAUGACUAACACGCACACACACACACUCUGUCCUUUUUGAAACUCUUGUAUGUGCUUUUUAAAUCCUUUUUUAUUGUUUUUUGGGCUGUUGUUGUUGUUGUUGUUGUUUUUUCAGAAGUCCAGAGAGACCAUGUUUAAAACGAUUUCUGUUCCUUUACACUUCUGAGCUCUGUUCUGAAAACUGACCCUUAAAGGUGCGGUUCACCCAAAAACUAAAAUUCUGUCAUCUGUUACUCCGCCUCGUAUCGUUCCAAAACCCUCAGACCUCCCUCGGUGUUCGGAACACGAACUGAGACGUUUUUAACGAAAGCCGGGAGAUUUCCAUCCCUCCUAGAACCUUUAUUUUCCUAAGUUAAGACCCCUUAGUUAUCCAGUGAACCCUUAAAAAUCACUGGAGAACCCUUUGUUCUAAGAGAGUAGGUAUUCACUGGGUAUGUGUGCGAUACAAAACCAAAUUAUUGCUCAUUAUUUUUUCUUCUUUUAAUAUCUAGAACCUUAACAAAGAAGUUCUUGGUACUUAGUACACUCUUAGAACAAGGGUUCUUCAGUGGUUGGAUACGUAAGCUUGGAAGAACCUUCUCUGAUUAGAAAAUAUAACAUAAAAAUAUAUAUAAAAAAACCCAUAAGCUUCUGUAUUUCUAUAUUGAAAGGUUCUUCGAGGGUUCCUGGCCUUCAAAAACGUUUCUGCUGGUAGUCACUGUGCUGUUGGGUUCUAUGGAGGUUCCAAGUAGAGCCCUUUAGAUUGGUAAGAAACCGUUUCUGAGGUCUUUCUAAUAAGUACUACGAGUUCUUAAAAGGGUUCUACUUGGAACUUUCUCUGAUAGCGAAUCGGUUCUCGGGUUCCGUGUUGUUUAUUGGCUCAUUGGAUGAUGAGGAGGUCUUGACUUCUUGUAAGGGUUCUACUUUCUGAUCAGUUCUCAGUUGUAGGAUGGAUUUAACGUUCUUUUAGGUUUCUUAGCUCUCUACAACGGUUCUGCUCGGAACCUUCUCCUAUAAGGACGUUAAGGGACUCUCCUGUUGGCUAACCGAGGGUUGUACUUGAAACCCUUUCUGAUAAACCCUAAGUUGUAGGGCGCUUUGUGAGACAUGAUGGUUGUUAAGGGCUCUCUAUGGAGCCUUCAGGGUUCUGUGUUAUUUAAGGGCUCAUUUGCUAACCGAGUUCUAAAUAACUGUUCUGCUUUCUGAGAAACUCUCGUUUGUAGGGUUCUGCAGUAUUUAAGGUUUCUUGUUGUAUGUUAAUUCUCUUGGCUUUCUAAAGGGGUUCAACCCAGAACUUUUCCUAAUUGGGAAACUGGUAUAGAGGUCUAUAUUAUUUACAAAGAACCCUUUUCCGAUAGACAAACACUCUGUUAUAGGGUUCUGAAUGUUUUGAAUAAACAAAACAAACCAGCGUAGCUAUAGACCUCGUCUUGCGAGCCAGACUUCCCGACCAUGUUUAAUAAAUAAACGUGUCUAAGCCCUGCCCACUUUCAGAGAAGGAAGCCGUUUGAUUGACACGGCAGGCAACCAAGCGCAGCCUUUUCCUCAACCCUGUGAGAUUUUGUUUGUUUGUUUGUUUGUUUGUUUGUUUGUUUAUUCACCGCUAACUGCCUUUAAAAACUGUUCUCCAUGAACUUUUUUUUGGUUCUUCCUCCGAAGUGUCGGAAAGCUGUGCACAGAGAACCAAUCAGAACGUAAAUCUUGACCAUCCUGAAUCUUGUGGCCAGAAAAGGGUACGAAAGAGAAAUCAGAUGCUCGCUGUAUCCUGUGGGCGGAGCCUCAGACGCUGACACUUUAACGUGGGUAGUUUAGUUAAGGGCUUUUCAGCUAAUGUUUUAUGGAUAUCAAGCUAGCUUUGACGAUUUACUUUGAGUCAGCGUUCCAGUUCCACUUCCCGAUCUUCUUCAUGAUUAAACCAUGGUGCUGAUCUGAGAUGCGAUGGCGUUGAGGACGAUGAUGAUGCGAUGACGUAAUCACCUGGUCCAUAUCAGCCAAUGGUGGACGGACUUGAGAAAACACGAAUAAUAAUAAUAAUAAUGUGUGGUCUCUCUGGACUUUCAUAUCACUGAGUUUUUGUUAACGUGUGAGAAGCAUGGUGAUGCGAAAGUUUUCGCUCCCUUCCAUCAUGAACGUUCUAGCAGGAAGAACGGAGUGAGCUGCUGCUCGCUGGAGCUCCAGAGCUGUAAACACGUCCAGACUUCCUGUUUCAGAGUUAUUUUAUAUAGUUUUUUAAGCAUUAAGAGCGACUUUGAAGGCUGGAUCGAUGUUUUAUAUGAAAUCGUUUGACCAAAUAAUUUUCUUAAACUACCGCCUCGUGACGUCGUGGAGUCACGUAACGCGUCAGACAGUUCACGCGGAGCCGCUUUAACGCAUCAUCACCAUCACCUCGCGUACGGUCGGAAACAAGAAGGCGAUUCUUUUGAUCCAGAGCGUCGGUGUUUAAAGAAGUACGGCGUAUCGAGUACUAACUUGCUUUUAAUUUCCUUUUGAAAUUCAAACUCAUUAUUGUACAGGUUUGGGUUUGUUUUUUGGGGUUUUUUUUACAUGCUGUCAGUGUUGUAUAUAAACUGUGAAAUGAUUUCUCUAGAUUAGAAAUGUAAAUAUAAAUUAAUUACAUUCCCAAUA